UUAUACCAUUGUGUUGUGUUGUUAUAUACCAUUGUGUUGUAUACUUUGUUUUAUAUACCAUUGUGUUGUGUUGUUAUAUACCAUUGUGUUGUAUACUUUGUUUUAUAUACCAUUGUGUUGUAUACUUUGUUUUAUAUACCAUUGUGUUGUUUUGUUAAAUACCAUUGUGUUGUAUACUUUGUCUUAUAUACUGUCACAGAUUACAUUAUAGAAUUGUGUGUACAUUUCACAUAUGAAAGUAAUAUAAGCCCUCGACAUGAGACUCAGGAUUUACCCCUCAAAUUUAGACACUUGACAACACGUCAGGAUUUACCCAAGGGACGUGAUUAGUAUGUUUGAAAUCUAUUGGUUGAUUUAAAAUUAAACAAAGACAUUUUUUGAAAAGAGUUAGCGCCAGAGAAUUGGCGGGGUGUAAGAAAGUAACGCCAGUCGAUAAAAUAAUGUCCUUGUAGACAGUCAGGUUUCUAAGAGCUCUGUUUAAAAAGCCUUUGUAAUAUAUUUCAUGCUCAUUGAUUUGUAAUUUGUACAUAAACUGUACUUACGUUGUAUUUAAUAAAGUUCCAGAGUUUUGUUUUAUCAAAGAGUCGUCAAUUGUGAUUCUAGAUCGUCAUUUUUGUUAACAAUUGAAUUCAAGUAAAAUCCCCGGCAUAACAACACAUCGUACCAUCCAAAUGUUGUUACAUCUGGCACUCUCCGACAAAUAAAAGUUCAUGGACAACUUUUAACAAAAUUUAUUCAAGAUCUAGGACCAAUUUCUAAAACUCUUCAAAGGAACUUCAUUCUUAUUUAACGGAGGACAGAGUUUCUGUGUUUAACAGGUCAGUUGGUUAUCGAUAAUUCUUUUAUAAAGAUUUUUGUUAGAGUUACGUCUAACUCACGAAAUCUAUUAUUAUAUGUAAUUGGCAAAAGGAAUAAGACCAAUAUACAUAAUAACUGGCAUUAUAAAAAAGACCAGUAAAGCAAAUAACUGGCAAUAUAAAAGACCAGUAAAGCAAAUAACUGGCAUUAUAAAAAAGACCAGUAAAGCAAAUAACUGGCAAUAUAAAAGACCAGUAAAGCAAAUAACUGGCAUUAUAGUCAUUAUAAAGAAGACCAGUAAAUAAUCAUUUGUCUGGCACAAAGUAAACAGAAGACCAGAUUUAACCAACUGUUAAACCAGUAAAAAGUACUCGGCUCAAUAGAUCUAUAUAUCAAUCAUACGACUCCAGUAACUACAAGUCUACUGUCAAGAAUUUAUUAGCUAAUUGAGGCUUCAAGAACUUUGUCACUAGAUCUAUAUUAUUAUUAUAUCUGAGAUAAAGCCAAAAUCCAGAUAUUGAACAUUUUGCUCCAAUACAAGAAACUAACAAAAAAAUUAAAUAUGGCUUCCAGUUAUAGAACACAACGAUUCUUCGAAUUGAUAGAAUUAGCCAAAGAAAAGCAAAUCCCAAAGUCAGACCAGUGGCAGUGGGCAGAGAAACAAGAAGAAAAAGAAUAUCAAGAGCAAGAAUCUGAAAAACAAAGGCAAGAAGCUGAAAAACAAAGGCAACAUGAAAAAGAAAAAAUGGAAUUCGAAAAACAAAAGAAAGAAAAUAAAGAAAGCAUUCCAACUCAAGGUCACUCAAAUAUGUUUGACAAAUACAGAUUAAUGAACAAAAUAUCGGCUUUCAACGAAAACAUUGACAAUAUGGACUCGUAUCUCAUAAGAUUUGAAGAAAUAGCUACAACAUCCGGUCUACCUGAAGCACAUUGGUCGAGCUCACUCCUCACCCUUUUGACUGGCAAAGCUGUCAACAUUUGCUCACAACUGUCCAUCAAUGAACACAGCACUUACUCUGAUAUCAAGGAAGCUCUACUGCGCCAAUACGGAGCAACUUCAGCCAACUAUAGAAAGAAAUUCUAUAAUGAAAGGCCACAGCAAAAUGAUGAUCCUCAAAUUUUUGUAGCUAAUAUGUCAAUGUGGUUUGAUAGAUGGGUAUCCAUGGCCAAAAUAGAAGAAAGUUACCAAGCUCUUCGUCAACAUAUUAUUAUCGACAAUAUUACCCACGCUCACUCGGAAGAUAUUCAAUCCUACAUUAUAGAGAGAAAUCCUACUGAUAUCCAGACAUUAACCAAGAUCAUCAGACAAUAUAGAGCAGCCUAUCCAAACAAGUCAGUCAAACCAUCUGUUGAAGAAAAUUUUGUCUGCUUUGUUCAAAACAAAAAUGCAAGAUAUAAGUCAGAUGACAAAGUCAAAUGCAACAAAUGUCAUAAACUAGGGCAUUUCACGUCUCAAUGCCGCAGCAGAACCACAGAAUGUUCAUAUUGCCAUAAAAAGGGUCACCAAACUCAUGAAUGUUGGAAAAAACAGGCAGUCUCCAAAAAUCAAAAUUUUGAUAGACCCACAUCACCAACUCAAAGAUACAGCAAUAGAGAGCAAUACAAUCUCAACAAAGCACCUGGAAACAAUAAACCAGAUAACAACAAACCUCGCUACAGAAGUCAUUCACAUGACUCCAGACCACAAUAUAUGCCAAACAGAAGCUCAUAUAACAGAAGCUAUUACAAUGAGCACUCAACUAUGACAGUCAUUGCAAAGUCCAAUGGUCUCAAAUUUUAUCCAGGAUUUGUAGGAGACAAGAAGGUGGAAGUUCUUCGUGACACCGGAAGCACGUCCACAUUAGUACAUGAACGCUUCGUACACGCAAACCGUUUCACAGGCAACCACGUCCAAGUCACUGCAUUCAACGGAACUGUCAGCAAGUUACCUGAAGCCAUCAUUUAUGUUACUACACCAUUCUUCAGUGGUCAAACAAAAGCAUUAGUAACACCCAAUCUACCAGUGGACCUAGUCAUUGGAAACAUAGAAGGAGUUAAAGAAUGCACUCCUCAAGAACUUGCUGAAUGUACAAAUGCCAUAGAGCAAGGUCAAAAAUGUUUGGCAGUAAUGACAAGAUCCAUGUCCAGACAACAAGAACAUUUGGCACCUGAACAAGUUAGCCAAAAUAAUCACAUGGCUACCUCAGUUACUCAAGUUAUGCAGAAUGCAACAGAACCAGUUACUAGUCCAGUAGCCAGCAACAAUCAAGAACACUCAACAUGGACACCCCCAGUUACAUCAAGCCCAUCCCUACCGGUCAUAAGUCCACCUCCAAUUCCCGAAUGUCCAUUGUUGAACUUUGAAGAACAAGACGACAUGCCCAGAGUCUCUAGCAAUGAUACAAGAACUCUAACUGGUCAAACUGAAGUCCAUCAAGACAAGUCAUAUUUCACACAUGAUGACUUCAAAGAAGAACAGAAACGAGAUCCAACAUUGCGAAUACUUUAUCAGAAGGCUCAAGCAAACAAACAGCUGAAUCUACCAAAUAAACCAUAUUUUCAAGAUGACCUCCUGGUGAAAAAUGCCAUGCAUAAAGACAAUUCCAUUCAGCAAAUAAUAGUGCCACAGAAAUACAGGAAAGAAAUACUGGCAACAGGACAUAACAUUCCACACGCCAGCCAUAUGGGCGUAGUCAAAACUAAAGCCAGAAUCCUCAAAGAAUAUUAUUGGCCUAGCUUGAACAAAGAUGUCAAGAAAUACAUUAAUAAAUGUUUACAUUGUCAAUGGGAUCAUGAUGAGAAACAAACUCAAAAGAAAGUCAACAUAACUAAAACAAAGAAUGAACCAGACUACAAAGCCAGAAUUGACAACAAUGAAUCUAGGCAUCAUGACUCAAGUAAAUCUACAGGGACAUCACUGCCUACUACAUGUCCAUCCCUACCCACUACAUGUCCAUCCCUACCUGACAAUAUAAGCCCAUCCCUGCCUAGUACUUUCCCAUCCCUAACCAUUGAAGAUGACUUCAUACAUCAAGACUUGAACAACACUGCAUCUGCAUCAUUACCUACCAAUACUAUGGUAUGCAUUGAACAUUUCUGCUGCAAUCAAGACAAGUCUCAUGAACCAGAAUCAGAAGCAGAUAACAAAGAAAUUUUUAUUCAAUCAACUUUGGCUAUACCAGACAAAAGAAAAACUUUUCAACUUGACUCUACCACUCAUACAAGUAUUCCUCAUCUGAAAGAAUGUGAGUCAACUAAAGAAGCCAUUACAACCAAGAACAUUGAAAGUCAAAGAAUAUUACAUGAACACAUGAAGUCAAGAUAUUUUGCUCAAGGAGAUCAAGUCAAUUUACUGUUACCAGAUUGGAGUAACAAGCUGUUCUACAAAUGGCAAGGUCCAUUUACCAUCACCAGAAAGAUUUCCAACCUGCUUUAUGAAAUCAAUGUCAACAAGGUUACCAGAGUAUUUCAUGUUCAUAUGUUUGAACAUUACCAUGAAACAGAUAAUGAAGACAUCAAAGCAGAAGUUAAACAUUUUACAAGCUUAGCAACUAUUCCUGAGGAAGAAGAAACAUCAUCAACACCCAUUCCUGAGAUAGAUGUUUCAUUACCGACAUCAAAUAACAUUGACAUUCCCAAGGUCAUCACUCUGGAUGACAUAACACUACAAACAGUGAAAGACACUAAAGUGUUUCCAGACCAUGCAGAUUUCUUUACCAGUGUUUCUGAAACAUUUCCAGUACUGCAAUUUGAAAACAACUCAGAGAGCAACAACAUUGACAACACCAAGUUUCAUCCUCCUUCUACUCAAGGGGCAACUUUUCUUCAGAAAGGAACAAAUGAACUUCUUCAACAUUGCUGUAUUGACCGAUUGAACUCAGACAUGUUCAGUCAUUGCUCUAUUGAACAUUCUAAUGCAAAGCAUUCUGCUACCAUUGUUCUACAGCGUCAAAGUUCAUCAACCAGAAAAUUGAGUUUUGGUUUCGGACAGUUCUUAUUUUCACCAAACUCAAACGCGGUUCAAUCAGACAUUAUCUGUGAGAUCAUUAUGACAUGGAGACAACAGCUUCAUAAACUGAAAGACCUUUUCUUCAAGUUUAGAAAAUGCACAUCCAUGUCGGCAAUUCAGAAGGGUUCCGAACUUUACAUUUCUACUCUACAUAUGUACUAUAGCAUAUUUAGUGCCACUUGAUCCAUUAUCAUUCAUACUCGUCAAGGAAGAACAGUAUUCAGUUAUACUUAAUCAAUUAAUUAAUUUGUUUUCUCAUUUUUUCCACAGGAGUUCUAU
Biomphalaria glabrata is the source of this 5065-nucleotide messenger RNA. RefSeq lists its product as uncharacterized. The transcript is spliced from 2 exons. The coding region runs from base 1361 to 4969 and encodes 1202 amino acids. NCBI's taxonomy places the organism in Eukaryota, Metazoa, Mollusca, Gastropoda, Planorbidae. Gene Ontology annotation, molecular function: nucleic acid binding; zinc ion binding. The record is from RefSeq and is a predicted model, not a curated record.